AUGCAGAUGGAAGAAUAUCGGUCAUCGUUUAAGUCUUUGCGGCCUGGUGACGGUUUCGACUUCAACCUCUCUAGGGCUAAGACAGCACCACGUGAAGAUCGAGUAACUGUAGAUCGGUCUCGACAGAAAACAAGGCCGAGCACAUCGAUACGAAGUCGCUCUCCAGCUGCUCGUUCUCCGUCCAGCAGGCCAGUCCGAUCGGUCGGACGCAGUAGUUACAUGCGAAGGAAACGCUUUCUAGCUCCAAACAUAUCUAACCCUUUGCUGAACCCUCAACGGCUUCAUCUGCCACACCAUUUACGUACCCCUCAGCGAGUAACAGAUGGCAGUGCGCCCCUCCCCUUCGCGAGAGUGGCCGACCUGCGGUGCCUUCGGAGCACGUGCCGAAGAGCUGGUCGACUCCGCGAGGAGGGACGCUGCAUCUACUCAAUUGGUGUAUUGUACGACAACGCGGGUCGGUGGCGAGAGGCGAUUGCCUAUUAUGCACAAUUUCUUGGGGUAUGCGAGCGUUGUCGAGACGUGCAAGGGGAAGCCUUGGCUUACCAUUGUCUAGGAAUCGAUCAUCAUUUAGUGAGCAACGCAGAGUUUGACAGAAAUCUCAAGGAAUCCUCCAAGGAGUGGUUAGCGAAAGCCUUGAAAUUUUACCAGAAGCAUUUGGAACUUACGGGCAGCACUGAAGGCCGCUUCGUGGCCUGUCUUAACAUGUAUGUGGCUUAUUCCACGAUAGGUGAUGAAGAAAAGCGAUUGGCCUAUCAGGAGCGCGCCAAGGAGUACGCUAUGCAAUUACGGCGUCUCAACGGCUCGGCUGAUCACGCCGUCACCAGUCUUGUCAACCUGGGUCUUUCGGAAUGGGCUAAUAGCCCGGAUGAGACGACGGGAGAACGUACGAGCGAGGCCAAGGAAAUGCGAGUCCGUGCGGCGACAAGCGACUCGGAGAAGCCCUAA
This is a messenger RNA of Perkinsus marinus ATCC 50983, 945 nucleotides long. RefSeq lists its product as hypothetical. The record is from RefSeq and is a predicted model, not a curated record. Gene Ontology annotation, molecular function: protein binding. Lineage: Eukaryota; Perkinsozoa; Perkinsida; Perkinsidae. The transcript is spliced from 8 exons. Bases 1 to 945 code for a protein of 314 amino acids.